CAAUAUAUGAUUAAUUCUCACUUAAGAGCUCGAUAUAAUUUUCAACGAAAAUUUUGGGAGUGAAAACACGUAGAAAUUAAUGAAGAAAAUCUUUCACAAAUAAAAAUCGCAGUCGACGAUGGCGCAGCUCAAAGUGGCUAUCAUCGGACAGAGUCCAUUCGCGGCGGAAGUCUACAAGCUUUUGCGACAGAAUGGACAUCAGGUGACCGGAGUGUUCACGAUCCCGGAUAAGGGAAACCGCGAGGAUCCUCUAGCGACCACCGCCAAGGCCGACAACACGCCGGUUUUCAAGAUCAAGGCUUGGAGGAGCAAGGGAGUGGCCUUGCCGGAAAUCCUGGAGCUGUACAAGGGCAUCGAGGUGGAUCUCAACGUCCUUCCCUUCUGCAGCCAGUACAUUCCCAUGGAGGUCAUUAAUCAUCCCCCUCACCGUAGCAUAUGCUAUCAUCCGUCCAUAUUGCCCAGGCACAGAGGAGCGAGCGCCAUAAGCUGGUGAGGCUCAUCUUUACUUCGAUCUACGCGUCUUCCGAUUCUCUCGGAAAUUUUCCAGAAGAUUUUUAUGGAUGACGAUUUUUG
Temnothorax curvispinosus is the source of this 573-nucleotide messenger RNA. RefSeq names its product cytosolic 10-formyltetrahydrofolate dehydrogenase-like. The record is from RefSeq and is a predicted model, not a curated record. Bases 119 to 493 code for a protein of 124 amino acids. Gene Ontology annotation, molecular function: methionyl-tRNA formyltransferase activity. Gene Ontology annotation, cellular component: mitochondrion. Gene Ontology annotation, biological process: biosynthetic process; conversion of methionyl-tRNA to N-formyl-methionyl-tRNA. NCBI's taxonomy places the organism in Eukaryota, Metazoa, Arthropoda, Insecta, Hymenoptera, Formicidae. The transcript has 2 exons.